AUGGCGCGCUACAAAAACCCCAAGUCUCCGGCUAAGUUGAAACAGCAGAUCGUACUUCCCACCUGUAAACUCGACUCCAACUUGGUUUUGUUGCCAGGGAUUAUAUACAACGUUACGUUUUCUCGUUUCAAAGCUGCUGCGUUGUUGUACCGUUACAAGGAUCUUGUAUCGCAAGUCUCAAUAAUAAACAACUUGCUCAACGAAUAUGAGUUCAAUCCGUCUAAAGAUUCGGACUCAGUUGAAGAAGACGAUAUGGUCACAAGUCCUAUCACUAUCUCAAAGGUCGCUGUGGAAGGUAUUGAACAGUUUUUCAAAUACGAAGCAGCAUUCAAGAACAGCCAGGGCUUAGUUUCGGAAAAGGAUAUUGCUGAAGUUGCACCCUCCAACGAGUUUGACUGGUUGACCCUUGCUAUCAAGCCCAAUUUGGAAAAGAUCAAAGAGCCUAGUAAUGCUCAAAUUGAUCCAACUGAACACAACAGUGUGGUCACUAUAGCCAGAAUCGUAGGAAUCGUAGACGACACCACCAACAUCAAGUUGACGUUGCAGGCUAUAACCAGAGGAUUGAAGAUUGCACCCAAGAAGAAAACAAGGCCAAACGAACAACUCUUAGAAGUUGACUGGAGCUCAGACAUCCCCGAGUUGAGGCGCCAUUUUAAGUCUUUGAAGGAUAGCAGUCUCGAUUUGUUCAAGGUAAUCGACAAAUUUAUUGUAGACUAUCGUCAAGCUUUGAGCAUCAACUCUGCCAAUGGAAACAAGUCAAACCUCCAGAUAACUAAACCGGGAUCAAGAUAUAAAGGAGCCAAUGGAUCCAGCCAGAAACCUGGUGAUUUGCUUACGUUGAAUCCUUUGGCCAAUGCUUUGUAUCUCCAGUUGGCUGGUUCGAAGGAUUUCUCCAAGGCAUUUCUUAGUUUGCAGAAGUUAUAUGGCCAGUUUGCUUCUGAUGAAAACUUGAAGGUUGACACGAAGUCAUAUUUGAGACUACUUGAUUUGACUUGUGGAAUCUUGCCAUUUCCCAACCACGAGAAGUUGAAAUUGCUCCAUAAAAUUAGCAUUGAUGACAGAGGCAAUGAGUUGAUCAACAUGAUAAACCAGCUAAUCAAGAUCUUUGACACUUUGGAUGGUAACAACUCGUUUGUGAACCAUUGGUUCUAUAACGAAGCAACCAAUAUCCAGAAAGCCAAUGUCGUAGCCAACCAGCUCAAAUCUAUCAGGUUGCUCUUAGAAGGAAUGACGAAUAAGACCAGACCAAUCAGCAACAGAGGCAAUAUCAAAUCGUUCAACAACAGUGAAAAUGGCAAUAACAAUAAAACUAAUGGUUCUGGAAUCACAAGUCGUCGUCCUAAGUCAAAUGAGGAUGGAGGAGAAGUCUAUGAUGAAGAAGAUGAUGAUGAAGAAGAUGAUGAGUUAAGAGCCAUCACUAACUUCAUCAAGUACAAGUUGCCAAAUAUCACGACUUUAAGUCCUGACUCCAAGAGAUUGAUUAUCAAGGAUUUCAAAAGAAUUAGAGCCUCUUCACAAUCUCCUGGAGGAGGUGGUAACUCUGAUUUCCACGUGAUUAGAAACUAUUUGGAGAUCGUCAUGGAUAUUCCUUGGGACAAGUACGUCACUAAGUUCAAGUCCAACAAAGAUAUUGACUUGAACUUUGCCAAGAAACAGUUGGACGAUGACCACUACGGUUUGGAACAUGUCAAGAAGAGAUUGAUUCAGUACUUGGUUGUGUUGAAGCUUUUAGGAAUUAACGCGGAAAAGCAGAUUAGCGAUUUCAGGAAAGAAAAUCAAGUUCCUCUGCCUUCUUCUAGUGGACUGAAUCUAGCCACUCAAAAUAGUCUUGUGCCAGCUUCUUCUAUUGUGAUUGCCAACAACGACGAAACCUCAUUUGCUCACAAACAAGCACAGAACAAGGUAAAGACUUCGAUCAAGGAAAGCAAUAUAGAAAAUCAAACCAACCAGUCGAUUCAAGUUACCAAAUACAACAAGUCGCCUAUUAUAAUGUUGGCUGGGCCACCUGGUACAGGUAAGACUUCGUUGGCCAAAUCUAUUGCCAGUUCUUUAGGAAGAAACUUCCAGAGGAUCUCGUUGGGUGGUGUCAAGGACGAGAGCGAGAUCAGAGGUCAUAGAAGAACCUAUGUAGGAGCCAUGCCUGGUUUGAUUAUCCAAGCUUUGAGAAAAUCUAGAUCAAUGAACCCAGUGAUUUUACUUGAUGAAAUCGACAAAGUCAUUGGUGGAAGCUCUGGAGUGAACAAGUUCAAUGGAGAUCCAUCAGCUGCACUUUUGGAGGUUUUGGAUCCAGAACAGAACACUUCGUUUAUUGAUCACUACCUUGGUUUCCCCGUAGACUUGUCUCAGGUGAUUUUUAUCUGCACUGCCAAUGAGCCUCAUAACUUGACCAGGCCGUUGUUGGAUCGUCUUGAGAUGAUUGAAGUUAGCGCCUAUGACUACAACGAAAAGUUAAUUAUUGGAAGAAAGUACUUGUUACCAAGGCAGGUGAAGAGAAAUGGGUUUCCUGCUUCUGAUCGUAUCGAGGAGUUUGUCAACAUUGACGAUGCCCUGAUGAAGAAGAUCAUUGUAGAUUAUACGAGAGAAGCCGGAGUGAGAAACCUCGAGCGAAAGUUGGGAACGAUUUGUCGUUUUAAAGCAGUGGAAUACUGUGAAGGACUUUCUGGCAAGAGUUUCUACAACCCCAAUGUUGAGGAGGCAGACUUGCCUAAGUAUUUGGGUAUUCCAUACAGCUCUGGAGACUUUUCUUCUAUAGAAACAACCAUUUCGAACAACAGUAGAGUUGGUAUAGUUAAUGGUUUGUCAUAUAACUCGGACGGAUCUGGAUCGGUCUUGGUAUUUGAGACUAUUGGUUUCGACAAGAGAGUGGGAAAUCCAAAUAGCUCCAACACAGGCUGCUCUUUGGUUAUGACAGGUAGAUUGGGUGAAGUUCUCAUGGAAAGUGGAAAAAUUGGUUUGACUUUCAUCAAACUGUUGAUCUAUAAGAACUUGAUACAAGCCAAAGAGCAACCCGACGAUAAGUAUUUGAUUGAAAAGUUCAACAACUUAGAGCUUAACUUACAUGUACCAAUGGGAUCGAUUUCUAAAGAUGGUCCUUCUGCCGGUAUUACAAUGGCAACACUGUUCUUGUCGGUAAUACUUGAUAAGCCAGUUCCAGCGGAUGUCGCCAUGACUGGAGAAAUCACCUUGAGAGGUUUGGUCUUACCCAUUGGUGGUGUUAAGGAAAAGAUGAUGGGUGCUCAUUUGAAUGGAAACAUCAGGCGAAUGAUUGUGCCUCGUGAAAAUCGAAAAGAUUUGAUUGAAGAGUUCAGCAGAAGUGUAGAAGAGGCUGGAGACGUUGUUGAUUCCAACUUGAUGAACGAAUUGUUGAAAGACAAUGAGGAAGCUGAUUUCAAGAUGGAUAAGGUUGAAAAAUUCUAUUUGAAGAGGUAUGGCAUUCAAAUCUUUUAUGCCCGUGAAUUCUAUGAUGUAAUGAAGAUUCUCUGGGGUGAAGACGAUUUGUUGACGAAACCGAAGUCCAACAGAAUCCUCGAAUACCACUUGUAA
Molecule: messenger RNA, 3543 nt
Organism: Scheffersomyces stipitis CBS 6054
Lineage: Eukaryota; Fungi; Ascomycota; Pichiomycetes; Serinales; Debaryomycetaceae
Exons: 1
Coding region: 1-3543 (1180 amino acids)
Biological process (GO): protein processing; protein catabolic process; protein quality control for misfolded or incompletely synthesized proteins
Cellular component (GO): peroxisomal matrix
Molecular function (GO): ATP-dependent peptidase activity; ATP binding; ATP hydrolysis activity
Source: RefSeq, a predicted model, not a curated record